UGUUAGAUACCUGAGUAGAAGAAACAUGUCCGAUACAGAUGACGACGCCGAUGUUGCCCCCGCGGUCGAUCUGCCUGCCAAGCCUUUAACUGCAGAUCUCGUCAGUUCUCAUAUCUCCCUCCUCGCACGCACCGGCAACGGCCUCUCUCAUGCCUAUACACGCCUCGAAAUCCACGACGAAGGUCUAACUGAUGUGAACAUUUUAGAGUCUUAUCCUCACCUGCGCUACAUUGAUCUCUCGCUGAAUGCGCUGGACGAUGUUACGGCGCUGAACAGCCUGGAAUACCUCCUCGCAUUAGAUCUUCAUUCAAAUCAUUUGAGAAAUAUUCCAGCUGUACUGGAUAAAAAGAAGUAUUUACAGCAUGUGAACUUGGCGAGAAACAAGAUUGAGAGAUUUGAGGUGACGUCUUGGCCGCUUUGCGCGUGGCUGAACUUGAAUGAAAAUAGCCUUCCAUCGCUCGCCCUCCCGGACUUUUCAUCCCUCCUCCAUCUUGAAGCACGCUCCAAUGUUGCCAAAUUAGUGUCACCUCUGAUGGCUCCAAAGCUCCAAAAGCUUUAUCUUGGGAACAAUCCUUUGGAGAAGCUCUCGAACAUUGAUCUUGAAGGAAAGCCGUUUCUCCAGCUUUUGCAUUUGAGAGAAUGCGGAAUUAAGAGUCUCGAGACAGGGAAAGGCGUGAUGGAGGGGUUGAGAAGUUUGGUUUACUUGAACUUGAGAGACAACAAGAUACAAUCGCCAACACAAAUCGAUCACCUUCAGCCCCUCAGUCGCUUGAAGAUUCUCGUACUAAUGGGAAAUCCGAUCGACCAGCAUCCCUCAUACCGCCUCGAAAUCGUUCAUCGUCUGCCAAAGCUCGAGCGCUUGGAUAAGGAUCCUGUGACUGACGAAGAAAGAGAAGAAGCGGAGCAAUACCGGCUUCAGCUAGAGCGAGAGAACGCAGAAGCCGCCGCAAGUGGGGCUACAGUAGGUGAGGAUGACGAAGGGGAAAGCCAAAAGGAAGGAGAUGAGGAAGGCGAUUAAAUGUGGUCGGUGCAGUGGGGCGUAAAACAGGAAAGAUUUAGGAUGAUGCGAAAUAGAUGUGACCUCCAAAGCAAGGAAAAUCAAAGAAUCCUUCAUCUGUGACAUCUUGACAGAACAGGAUGGAAGACCCAGCC
Messenger RNA from Spizellomyces punctatus DAOM BR117, 1152 nucleotides. RefSeq lists its product as uncharacterized. The record is from RefSeq and is a predicted model, not a curated record. The transcript is spliced from 5 exons. Lineage: Eukaryota; Fungi; Chytridiomycota; Chytridiomycetes; Spizellomycetales; Spizellomycetaceae. Gene Ontology annotation, molecular function: protein binding. The coding region runs from base 26 to 1018 and encodes 330 amino acids.